AUGAGCAGUGUGCCCUGGCGUGGACGUCAGGACGGCUGCGCCCUGCGCGGGGGAGGCCUGGGCUUUAACGGCGGCUCUGGCUCUGAUUCAGUUUCUGCUCCUGCAUCCCCUGGAACACCGCAGUGGUGGCUCAAGCAGCUGGUUCCCUGCCACGCGGAGGGUCCCUGCAGACAUCCCCGAAUCGGGACCGAGUUGCCAACUGCCAUCAGAGGCCAAACCAUCCUUCGUAGCAUCAUAGGACACAUUGAUCUAAAAAUACAAGCUCUACCUUUUCACCUUGUUGCCAAGUCCAUCGUCAGGGCAUACGUUCGAUGUGACCUCAUGCGUCCAUUGUUGCUGUAUUUGUACUUCUGUGGUCUUCUGCAGCAAGUCUUUGCCUGGGCCAGUGCCUUGCAGUGUUUCCCUUAUGUUUUUCUCUGUUGGUGUAAUGGCGUUGGAUCGCAAAUUGAGCUACAUGAUCCACUGGGCGCUGAAGCUUGUGAAGAGUGGUUACCAGGCAACCAUGUUGUCCCGGUAACCAAGGAAACGCCUCGCGCAGGGGCCCGCCCAGAGGGAGGGGAAGAGGAAGAAGCUGAGAUCUCGCGAGAGUUGUCUGAGGCCGUCGGGAAGCGUCUAGAGGUUGCCCCGGAGAUGGCCGCGACCAGGGGCGCAGGCGAGGCGCCCAUGGCGGCUCCUGAGGAGAUGCCCACGUCCAGUUUGCAGGGCCUUGAUGAAGCCUUGGGCGUGGGUUUGACCCCCGCCGAGAACGCUUACUACCUGGAGCGUAUCCUUCCUUAUGUACUAUUUAUCUUCAUAAAUGCAGAGGUCACCAUAACUGAAGCAUCUGAAGAUGAGUAUGAAUAUGAAGAGAUACCAGAUAACAAUUUUAGUAUUCCAGAAAGUGAAGAAGAUCUUGCAAAAGCUAUUCAGGUGGUCCAAGAACAAGCUACUGAUACUCAAAUUUUGGAACAGAAGACAGUUCUUCCUUCGCGGGAGGCAGCACAUGAAGUAAUAGAAGACUUUCUCUGUAAUUUCCUGAUCAAAAUGGGAAUGACAAGAACUCUGGAUUGCUUUCAGUCCGAAUGGUAUGAGUUAAUACAGAAAGGAAUAACUGAACUUAGAGCUUCUGCGAAUGUUCCAGAUGUCUACAGCCAAGUUAUGCUUUUAGAAAAUGAAAACAAAAAUUUAAGGAAAGACGUGAAACACUACAAACAAGCAGCUGACAAGGCUAGAGAAGAACUGUUGAAAACUCAGAAAGAACGUGACUUUCAUCGUUUACAUCACAAGCGAAUAGUCCAGGAAAAAAACAAAUUAAUUAAUGACCUCAAAGGAUUGAAGCUACAUUAUGCCUCUUACGAACCAACAAUAAGAGUGCUGCACGAGAAGCACCACAUUUUACUGAAGGAGAAGAUGCUGACCUCUUUGGAGAGAGACAGAGCAAUCGGACAGGUUUCUGGACUUCAAGAAGCAUUGAAGAACAUAGAUACAGGACAUAUUUGUCAUGUUCCUGAAAUUAAAGGAGAGUGGGAGACCAGUAUUGCAAAUGAAAGCAUAGAUAAUAUUCGUCACAAUUAUGAAAAAGAAAAUACACCAGAGGGUCCUACUCAGAAAGGUCUUCGUGAAGCCAGGGAACAAAGCAAAAGUAAAACAAAGAAGAAAGACAAUAAAAAGGAUUCAGAAUUUCCCACCAAUAUGCAACCAGAGCCAAACCUGAAUUUAAAUAAAGAAGAUCUUCAUCCAGUGAAAUUUAACUACAAGCUGAGUAACAUUUUUAGACUUCAUGAACUUCCAGUGAGCCGUAUUGCAGUGCACCCCCAUGAUGACAUCUUUGUCACUUGUGGUGAAGAUCGCCUCUGGAAGAUAGUGGGCAUUCCGAAAGGCAAUGUGAUUCUCACAGGACUGGGCCACAUUGAUUGGCUUUCUGAUUGCUGCUUCCACCCCAGCGGCAAAAAGUUGGCUACAUCAAGUGGUGACUCUACGGUUAAAUUAUGGGACCUCUAUAAAGGCGAUUGCAUUUUGAGCUUUGAAGGACACAACCAUGCAGUAUGGUCCUGUGCAUGGCACUCUUGUGGUGAUUUUGUGGCUUCAUCCUCGAUGGAUACAACCAGCAAAAUCUGGGAUGUUAACAGUGAGCAAUGCAGAGGCACUUUGUACGGACACACCGAUUCUGUGAACAGCAUUGAAUUUUUCCCUUUCUCCAACACUCUUCUUACAGCUUCUGCAGACAAGACCAUGUCGGUAUGGGAUGCAAGGACGGGUAAAUGUGAGCAGUCACUAUAUGGUCACUUGCAUUCCAUUAAUGAUGCCACCUUCUCUCCUGUGGGUCAUUUGAUAGCAUCCUGUGAUGCCUGUGGGGUUAUGAAGCUAUGGGACUUUCGGAAGCUCUCACCCAUCGUGUCCAUUGACAUUGGCCCAAGUCCUGGUAAUGAGGUGAACUUUGAUCCAUCAGGUCGAGUUUUAGCCCAGGCGAGUGGCAAUGGAGUUAUCCAUCUGCUAGAUCUUAAAUCUGGACAGAUUUACAAAUUGAUGGGCCACGAGAGUGAGGUGCAAACAGUCGCCUUCUCCAACAACAGUGAGAGACUGUUUUCUGGAGGCUCUGAUGGCACAGUUCGAGCUUGGUCUUGAACGUCAGCGUGUCUUGUUGCGGAGGGCAUUCCCUCUGAAGCUUGAAAACAACUCCCACACCAGUAAAUAACUGGUUAAAUAUAGCAGCAGAUAACACUUGUACUUUCUGUAAAAACAUGCUUUGGACAUAUAUUUCAGUGUCCAUACUAUUUCCAAUAAAAAAUAACUUU
This is a messenger RNA of Ochotona curzoniae (black-lipped pika), 2774 nucleotides long. RefSeq names its product sperm associated antigen 16 (gene SPAG16). The record is from RefSeq and is a predicted model, not a curated record. Gene Ontology annotation, biological process: axoneme assembly. The transcript is spliced from 22 exons. Bases 1 to 2604 code for a protein of 867 amino acids. Gene Ontology annotation, cellular component: axonemal central apparatus. Lineage: Eukaryota; Metazoa; Chordata; Mammalia; Lagomorpha; Ochotonidae. Gene Ontology annotation, molecular function: protein binding.